This is a messenger RNA of Hevea brasiliensis (rubber tree), 1818 nucleotides long. Its product is annotated as RING-H2 finger protein ATL54. Lineage: Eukaryota; Viridiplantae; Streptophyta; Magnoliopsida; Malpighiales; Euphorbiaceae. The record is from RefSeq and is a predicted model, not a curated record. The transcript is spliced from 2 exons. The coding region runs from base 32 to 1510 and encodes 492 amino acids. Gene Ontology annotation, biological process: protein ubiquitination. Gene Ontology annotation, molecular function: transferase activity.
UAGUAAGUGCCCACAAUCCCUUUUCUUCUAAAUGAAAGCGAAAUUUUCUGCUGCCUCUGUAAAGCUUUGUGGAAAAACUGGCCAAAAAGUCUCCAUCUGCAUCAAUUCAAGGCCACAGGUUGUGGAUCAAAGUAAAAAAUGGACCUACUCUUUAACAUUUUCCCUUCAGAAUUCCUCAUACCCACAAGCUCAAUUUCAAGCGCUUUAUGGUUCCCUCUGUUUCUCUGAAAUGGAUCUUUCUCAUACCAAAAUUAGAAUUUCACCAAACAUGAUCGCCAAUUGUAGUGCUCAGUGUAAUCCUAGCAAUCAUGAUGCCAAGUGUGAUGAUUCUUGUAUCCAAUUCUGUUUAAAUAUUUGUAUAGGCAAUAUUGGAAAAUCACCACCACCACUACCUCCAGUACGGCCGCUACUACUGCCUCAUCCGAAUAAUGAAACUCGAAAUCAUAUGAUCUUAACCAGCAUGAUAAUCAUGAUUUGUUUGAUUGGUGCUGCAUUUCUUGUUUGCAUCUUAUGUCCAUUUUUAAGGGCUCGCUACUCUAGGCAGAGAAUUUCAAGAAGCUCAAGAAGUGGUUCACCUCUAUUUUUUGGCACCCAAGAUGACUUUCUUGAUGAAGACCAGGGACCAGAAAUCAUCCACCCUAUAUGGUUCAUCAACAGCAUCGGUCUCCAGCAAGCUGUUAUCGAUUCCAUUGCAGUCUUUAAGUACAAAAAAGAUGAAGGGUUGAUAGAAGGUACAGAGUGCUCUGUUUGCUUGAAUGAGUUUCAAGACGAUGAGAGUCUUAGGCUCUUGCCAAAGUGUAGUCAUGCUUUUCACAUACCUUGUAUUGACACUUGGUUAAGAUCACACAAGAAUUGCCCUCUAUGCCGCGCACCUAUAGUCUGUGAUAACUUUAAUGUUCAGGUAGAUUUAUCAGUGCCUACUUCAAGUGAUCUGAGUUCAAGGGGAGAACCCCAGAUGGAGAAUUUUGAGAAUAGCAGUGGAUUGGUAAGCAAUCAGCAGGUUGGAGAAGACGGAACUAGUGAAGUGAGAAGCGUAGUUGAUAUGAAUUGCGCAUUACCUAUUAAAGACGAAGCAAAUUCAGGAAACUCAAAGAUGAAUCUGAAUCCAUCUGUUUUGGGGAAUCAUUCUCGGGUACAAAGUGAUUUAGUUGACAGUUCACAGACAGCGGAGGCAGAAAUGCAACCUAUGAGGAGGUCUCUGUCAAUGGAUUCCUCUUCUGCCACAGCAAUUUACAAUGCUGUGGCUAAUUUUUUGCCUGGCAAACAUCAAGGAAACUUGGAUAAUCAAAUAUUGCAACUGAAGUACUCGAAUUCAAAAAAUGUUUCAAAGCGUGGAAGUAGUGGGACUUCAAGCUUUGGGAAACUGAUGAAAAGUUCUUCAAUAGGGCAUGCAUUGCAAAAGGGACCAAUUUCAAUGAAAAGGUCCUUUUCAUCUAGAUCUAGUGGCAAGUCAUCAGCAGCAUCCAGGCAUAGCAGAAGCCAGGACUCAAUCUUUCCCUUGGAAGCAUAAAGCUUUCUUUUCAGGAAUCUAGCACAAAAAAAAUAAACAUUUCAAGCUGGGAAGAAGUGUUUCUGCAACAAAUUUCAAGCUUUUCACGUGGAGAUGCAUGCUGGCCUGAGCAACUCUUGCUCUUUUGGUGGAUAUUAAAUUGGCUUUAGUUAUUGCAGUUAACACUAGAGUGAAGGAUGCAUUAUAAAUUAUAAAAGGAAAUUGUAGUUUCAGUACUGGACAUAGCUUCUUAUUAUUCAUGAUUUUCCUUCUUUUUGUCUAUUAAAGAGUUUCUAUAAAUAAAUUGAUAUGUUUUUUUUAUGCUAAUA